Drosophila innubila is the source of this 832-nucleotide messenger RNA. RefSeq names its product borealin. NCBI's taxonomy places the organism in Eukaryota, Metazoa, Arthropoda, Insecta, Diptera, Drosophilidae. Bases 94 to 759 code for a protein of 221 amino acids. The transcript has 3 exons. The record is from RefSeq and is a predicted model, not a curated record.
AUUUCAAUGUUCAUUCACAGUUGGCCAUGACAUAAGUUUAUUUCGAUAGGAUUUAAGAAUUGUCCAUAAUUAUUUUUUGAGAAUUUGAUAGAAAUGCCACGCACUAAAAUAAUAAAACGCACUCGUCGUCAGCUUCAGCUGGAGAGGGAGGAGCAACAUCGUCUUGCUGAAAUGAAGCUGGAAUCGGCGCUGCUAAAGAUUGAGGAUUUGGGUAAGCGGACCAUGCAACACGUGGACUAUCAGCUGCAACGAAUUGUAGCACGCACUCCUCAGCAUGUGUUGCAAAUGAAAUGGAGUGAGUUCUUAAAACUCGAUUUGAAUCGCUUCGAUGAUUUUCAGUUUAUAGCGCCCGCUCCUCCGCCUCCUCAACCACAACGCAGCCACUCAAAUUGCACACGCAGUGGACGUAUGCGCACGCCACAGCAAUCUCAGGUGCCACGUCUUCAGGUUCAAUCUGUGGACAGAGCCGUGCUAAAGAAAGCCGACUUGCCAGCUGUUGCCUUUCUGCGUUGGCCAAAACCCGGCGAGGUGGCUCUCUCCAAAUGUGGUAGCCCGUUGGCCGUUCAAUCUUUUCCAGAUCGUUGUGCCAAUGUGCAUAUUCCCACCAAACUGGGCGUCUUGAAGAUGAAACCACAGAAAAUGUCGGAGGUCAAACGUGAAGUACUUAAGCAGCUAGAUUCCGAAACCUUAAAUCAAAUAAAAACCUUGAACUCCAAUCUGCACAUGAUUGUCGAUAUGGCAAAUCAAUUGAGAAAGUAAUAGUAUAUUGAUAUCACAUUUGUCAAUCUGUAAUUUCAUGUUUUGAAAAAUAACUGCAAUUUGAGUUCUGAUA